CAUGGACGGGGAUCCGCGCCGCGGGGAUACUAAAAUUUUAUACGGUGCCUCCCCAAGAAGAGUGACGAGAAAUGGCUUUAGGAAACAAUACCCAGAGGAGCUAUUCCAUCAUCCCCUGUUUCAUUUUCGUGGAGCUUGUCAUCAUGGCUGGGACUGUUCUGCUCGCCUACUACUUCGAAUGCACUGACACUUUCCAGGUGCAUAUCCAAGGUUUCUUCUGUCAGGAUGGCAAUUUGAUGAAACCCUACCCGGGAGCAGAGGAUGAGAGCUUCAUCUCUCCCCUUGUGCUGUACUGUGUGCUGGCUUCAACUCCAACAGCUAUUAUUUUUAUUGGCGAAAUAUCCAUGUAUUUCAUAAAGUCAACCCGAGAAAGUCUAAUUAUUCAAGAGAAAACUAUUUUGACUGGAGAGUGCUGUUACCUGAACCCACUGCUUCGAAGAAUAAUACGUUUUAUAGGAGUUUUUGCAUUCGGACUUUUUGCCACUGACAUAUUUGUAAACGCUGGCCAGGUUGUGACSGGGAACUUGGCUCCUUACUUCCUGACCGUCUGUAAGCCCAACUACACGGGGAACGAUUGCCGCACGCAUCACCAGUUCAUAAACAACGGGAACAUCUGCACCGGGGAUGUGGACGUGAUUGAGAAGGCAAGAAGAUCCUUCCCAUCCAAACAUGCUGCUCUGAGCAUCUACUCAGCUUUGUAUGCCACGAUGUACAUCACAAGCACAAUAAAAACAAAGAGCAGCAGGCUAGCCAAACCUGUUUUGUGUUUGGGUACCCUGUGUGCUGCAUUCCUCACCGGCCUCAAUCGAGUUUCCGAGUAUCGAAACCACUGCUCGGACGUGAUCGCAGGCUUCAUCCUGGGGAGUGCAGUAGCUCUGUUUCUGGGGAUAUGUGUUGUGCAUAACUUUAAAGGCAUACAUGGAACUCCUUCCAAACCGAAGCCUGAAGACCCACGAGGAAUGCCAUUAAUGGCUUUUCCCAGAGUGGAAAGCCCGCUGGAGACACUGAGUGCACAGAAUCACUCUGCCUCAAUGACUGAAGUAACCUGAGUUGGAAGAUUGGCAGCAGAAAAUAUUUUUUAUUACCCUCCAGUACAAUAUUCCAAGACACACAGUUAAUAAAUGUCAAACUGUGAUGACCAGUAUUAUGUUAUGUCUAGUUAGAGGCUGAUGUUUUGUACAUUUUUUGUAUGAGGAAGUGAUGUAGCUUGCCCUGAUUUUUUGUCAGCUUUAAUAUUAUUAUGCCAGAAUUUAAAGCAAAGCAGAAAAAAAAAAAUUCUUGUUAAAAAUGUGCACUGAGGAACUACAUCUAUGGAAUUGUUAAUGUUGUUAUGUGAUAUUUGUACACGGAUUCUUUUUUUUCUUCAGUUUUGAAUUUAUAUACCUGAAAUAAAAUAAUUCACUUUUACCUUUUCUUACAGUAAGAAAUGCUUCUACCAGUAGGUCAGAUUCUGAUCUUAGUUAGCUCAGCAUUAUUCUGAAGUAAUUUCAUGUAUUUAAUUGAGAUUAAGAUAAUGAUGAUCAGGAAUCCAGCUUGAACAAUGUUACCAAGAAGUGAUAAACAUUAAUGUUUGAUUCUCAGUGAGCUGCUUAAGCAUUCAUUGGUACCAUGGACCCAUUGCCUGGUCCAUUUCCAGUCUACUUGGUGGACUUGGGCAUCACACUGAAUCAGAGUCUGAUCUAGGGUAGAAGGAUUGUGCUAGUUAUUGAAGAUAACUAAAACAUGCCCAGUCUGCAAUAUAGACAGACUGGACAUAAAAAAAUUAUAGUGGUAGCUGAUAGCAUGUGAGCUGACUAUAUCAUCUCCGUAGAUCUCAGUUCCUCCAACUGGCCCGGCCAAAGCUCCCAGUUAUACUUAAUGGCUUCAGGAAUAGACUAUGGGGAUUUAUAGCCAUUGCUGUGGAACUGCGGCUGAGGCUUUAAGUGUUUCAUAACUUCAUCAUAGUGUUGUGGGGUAACCAGUAACAUUUGUGCAAAGGAAAAGUGAUGCCGCUUCCCUGGUGGAGUGGGAGAGCUUGGCAUGCAGACUGGUAUAGCCAGGCAGCCAGUUCUGCCCAGACAGCUGGCACGGGGACUCUGUUUUCCCAGUGGGGCUUUCACGAGUCACAAAAAUAGGCCUAGCACCGUCUGUAGUAGCAGUCUGCUUUUUUUUUUUUCCUGUAAAUUGUACCAUGCAGAAUUUAUAUUGAAACUGCUAUUUUACAGUUUAGCAGCACUGCUUAAGGAAUAAAGUGUGAGAAUUUGGGGGGGGGGGGGG
Messenger RNA from Nothoprocta perdicaria, 2256 nucleotides. RefSeq names its product phospholipid phosphatase related 1 (gene PLPPR1). The transcript has 8 exons. Gene Ontology annotation, biological process: phospholipid metabolic process; signal transduction; phospholipid dephosphorylation. Gene Ontology annotation, molecular function: phosphatidate phosphatase activity. The record is from RefSeq and is a predicted model, not a curated record. NCBI's taxonomy places the organism in Eukaryota, Metazoa, Chordata, Aves, Tinamiformes, Tinamidae. The coding region runs from base 72 to 1049 and encodes 325 amino acids.